Messenger RNA from Necator americanus (New World hookworm), 327 nucleotides. RefSeq lists its product as uncharacterized. The coding region runs from base 1 to 327 and encodes 108 amino acids. The record is from RefSeq and is a predicted model, not a curated record. The transcript has a single exon. NCBI's taxonomy places the organism in Eukaryota, Metazoa, Nematoda, Chromadorea, Rhabditida, Ancylostomatidae.
AUGAACCUACGAGAGAUUCGUUCAAAUCACGAUCUACUCAAUGCGCAGUUCGCCUCAAUGGACUGCAGCGAUAAUGCUCUUCAAGAGGUGCUCGGAGUGUUGUGGCACACUCCGAGCACCUUUCAAGGAACAUUAUCACUGCGGUCCGUUGAGGCGCACACCUUAGAAGGUCAGCUUCUUCUAAAGUACCAGUAUCGAUCUCUAGCAGCUGUACUGACGAAGAGAUCUAUCCCCGAGAGCACGCUGCUUCAAUACACGACACGCUGGGGUGCUUACACCUCUAACAUUAUGAGGAAAGCAGUUCUCACAACAACUGUGGGCCCUUGA